AUGAUUGAGGUCACAGUAAAUGAUCGUCUUGGCAAGAAGGUACGAGUAAAAUGCAAUCCGACAGACACGAUUGGAGAUCUGAAGAAGUUAAUAGCUGCUCAAACGGGUACAAAGUAAGUUUUUAUGCCUUAUAUUGUUUUGUUUUUAGGUUUUAAUGCUUCUCCUUAACUUAAACUUUAAACUUCAUAAAUAAUAUCCUGAAAAUGUUCUACUUGUAGUGACUUUACAUUUGCUUUUCCUUUAUUGAAAAGGUGUUACCUUUAGUUCUUCCUUUUAAAACCUCUUUUUUAGAGCAGACAAGAUCCAGCUGAAGAAGUGGUACAACACAUACAAGGACCACAUUACGCUACAAGAUUAUGAAAUCAACGACGGCUUCAACUUUGAACUCUAUUAUCAGUAA
Messenger RNA from Bursaphelenchus okinawaensis, 400 nucleotides. The record is from the annotation of a GenBank genome assembly. NCBI's taxonomy places the organism in Eukaryota, Metazoa, Nematoda, Chromadorea, Rhabditida, Aphelenchoididae.